Paramecium primaurelia is the source of this 1348-nucleotide messenger RNA. Lineage: Eukaryota; Ciliophora; Oligohymenophorea; Peniculida; Parameciidae. The record is from the annotation of a GenBank genome assembly.
AUGGAUAACAACUAAUAAGUUAACUUUCUAGAAGACUAAGAAUAAUUUUAUGAAGAUAAUGAAUAUGAAUAAACUAUGGGAAGAUAAUUUGAAUCAGUUGUUGUAAUUAAAGAUGAAAAAGGUGAAGUACAAAAGAAAUAUACAUUGACUAUCCAAAUUAUUAAAGCAAGUUAUUUAUUCAAAUAUAUUUAUUUAGAUUAUCAAAAACCAUAUUUAGGAGGUUUAAAAAAUAAGAAGUCUGGUGCUUUAUUACAUCAUGCAUUUGCUUAAACUAAUUAAUAUCGUAGAGAACAUAAAGAGAAAAAUCAUAGAGAUACAUAAACUCAUUUUGAAUCUACUAAAUCAACUAUUAUGAUGAAAGAAUUUGGUACAUAAAUGGAAAAAGAAGAUCUAUUUAUUGAUUUAAGAAAUGAUAGAACAUUUGAACCAAAAUUGUAACAGUUAUUUAUAAUGUUUUAGAUAUUUUACAAGUGAAAUGUGGGAAGAAAGAAGAGAAGAAGCUGCUUUAUUUAUUUAAAGAUUAAUUAGAGGUUGGUUUGCUAGAAGAAGAACUAAUGCUUUAAGAUAAAAAAAAUAAUAAUUAUAAAAUGAGUAAUUGGAAAAAGAAGAAGAUUUUAGAAGAUAAGAAGAAGUAAGACAUAAAAAAGAAAUAGAAAGAAGAACUAAUCCAAGAACUAAAGAAGAUUUUUAAAUUUUAUAUGAAGAAUUAGAAGUAUUAUUUAUUUAUUUAUCUCUAUUAAUUAGUUAUGGAGAACAACUGAAAUUGCUAGAAUUAAAUCUUCUGCUAUGACUGAAGAAGAAAAAAGGGCUGCUCUUAAAUAAGUAUUAAAUAAAGAAACAGAUUUAUUAUAAACUAUUGACAGAUUAAAGAUUAUAGCUAAUCAAAAAAAUAAAGAUGAGAAAAUUAAUAAAUUUUUGAAAUCUAUUUCAGAUCCUAAAAAAUGGUUAAGAAAAUCUGAUGGUAGAUUGACUGAAGUUCAUACUCUAUAUACUACUAGAGCAAGAGAAUUAAUGGAUAUUUAUAAUGGUAUAUAAUAUUAUUUUAUUAUAGGUUUAAAAUAAAGAAAAUUAAGUUUAGAUGAAAGACUUGAUAUACUUGUUAAUACAAAAUGGACAGUAAAAGAAUGGGAUUGUAAUUUAACAAGGGAAAUAGUUGAUUUAAUAGAUAGAGAAGCAGAUAUGUUAAAUAGAGGUAGACCAGAACCUUCUUUAGAGGGUUUAAGAUAAAGAUUAUAAAAUUUAUUUUUAUAAUUCAUAGAAACACCAGAAUUCAAUCCAGAAGCAGCAAGAUUUUAGAAAAUUCCAUAUGAAAUUCUAAAAUCCACUUCUUGAUAAUAAAAUAUUAAAC